AUGUCUUCUCGGGGGUCGAUCUCUCGCCGACGACGCCGGUCUGAUGACGGCGAUGGUGACGAUGUGGGUAGUGUUAGUGAGAGAGCUUCCUCUGGGCCGAUGAGGGGUUCGCGCACGUCGUCGCAUCGCUCGGGCGAUAGUAAACGGCUACGAUUGAGUACUGAGGAGCCUGAUGUGGAAGACGAGAUGGUAGAGGUCGGAUAUGAGGUGGAGGGACAGGACUUUGGGGGUCGGGGGUCAGAGGAACUGGGGGAGGGCUCAGACGACGGUCAGGGCAUCCGGGAUGAGGAGCUAGAAGAGGAAGUUGAGGACGGGUCGGGCAAUGAGAACUUCAGCGAUCAGGAGGGUUCUACGACCAGCCAGGACGAGGAAAGGGAAGCAUCCAAAGAGACGGCCGAUGGCAACUACGAGUCCGCGAAGGACGACGGCCUGGACGAUAACGAGGCCCAAGCGGGAGCUGCAGAGGAAGUAGAAACUCUGGGCGAUGUACCACAAGAAGGGAACGAUGAAGCUUCUGAAGAGUCUGAAAACGCCGAAGAUAACACCGAAGUGAACCGUCCUUCGAAGUCGAUUUCUGAGCUUUCAAAAAAGAGCAGCGCUAAAGCCGCAACGCCGAAAUCAGCAACAAGCCGGAAUGGUUCGCAGAAUGGGAUCGCCCAGAAGAGGAGUGCUCGGGAGGCUACUGACGAUGAUCAAGAUAGCGAUACUGCAGAAUCAGAGAGCGCUGACCGUGACACCGAUGAGUACGCCGCGUCAAAUGCAGCAGGGUCCGGGUCUAGCAAGCACCCCAGCACUCAGACUGCAGGGACGGAAUCGACUUUAUCGCAGAGUGGUCUGCUUAAUGGAGGGCCGCAGGAAGCGUAUAAGCCAGGUGCUAUUGUGCGUAUUAGAGUGACGGACUUCGUAACCUACACGUCUGCGGAAUUCUUCCCUGGCCCAAAGCUGAAUAUGGUUAUCGGUCCGAAUGGUACCGGAAAGAGUACCCUUGUUUGCGCGAUAUGUCUUGGUUUAGGAUGGGGACCACAGCAUCUCGGACGUGCAAAAGACACGGGAGAGUUUGUCAAGCAUGGUUGUAGAGAAGCUACGAUUGAGAUCGAGCUGGCUGGAAAGCCGGGUUCUCGUCACAAUCCUGUCGUUUCUAGAACCAUCAAGCGUGACGGCAAUAAAAGCACGUUCACGAUCAACGGAAAACAGGCCUCCCGCUCCCAGGUGCUGAAGCUAGCACAAUCAUUCUCUAUCCAGAUUGAUAACCUCUGCCAAUUCCUUCCCCAGGAUAAAGUCGCCGAAUUCGCAGCUCUGACACCAAUAGAGUUGCUCAAUUCAACCCAAAGAGCCGCUGCUGGCGAGGAAAUGAUCGAAUGGCAUGAGAACCUGAAGCGUCUGAGAGCGGAGCAAAAGAAGCUGCAAGCGGACAACCAAGGCGACCGUGACACUUUGACGAACCUUGAGGAUCGGCAAGAAAUGCAAAGAGCCGACGUUGAGCGGAUGCGCCAAAGGGCUCAGAUCAAGAGAAAAAUCGAGAUGUUGGAGAUGGCCCGUCCUGUUCUACAGUAUAAACAGGGACACGAGAGGUAUAAUAAUAUGAGAAGGGAAGUUAAAAGAAUCGAACGCGAACUUGCGCGACUCAAAGAGGAUCUCGAGCCUGCUUUAAGAUCCGUCAAUGCGAAGCAACAGUACUGUCUCGAAACGGACGAGGUUAUCAAGUAUAAAACGCGUCGUCUAGAGGAAGCCGAGCGUGCGGCUUCCGACGCUGGCCGAACAAUUGAACAACAUGAGCGGGAGAUAAAGGGAUUUGACGAUGAGAUCAAUGCCGAGAAAGAGGGCGGGCAAGGCUAUAGGCAAGAAGCAACUAAGAUUCAGCAAAUGAUAAACAAGCUCACACGUCAGUUGAAUGAGAAACCUGACGACUUCGAUGUGGAGUGGUAUAACGAGCAAAUAAGAGAAAAACGACGAGAAAUCAGGGAAAUUGAGGAAAAGGCGGCCCAGAUCAAAAGCGACCGACGACCACUUUUCGAAAGCUUGAAUGUGAAAGCCGAUCAGAUCAAGCAGGCAGAACGUCAGUUACAAAACUUGGAAUCCCAGGCUGGACAGCAAGAGAACAAGCUUGGACGACUCUCUGCGGAUUCCGUUCGCGCCUAUCAUUGGAUCCAACAAAACCAAGACAAGUUUGAAAAGGAGGUUUUCGGUCCUCCAGUGGUUACAUGCUCAAUCAAAGACCCAAAGUACGCCGACGCUGUUGAGUCCUUCUUGCAGCGCACGGACUUCAUGGCCUUCACUACGCAAACCCGGAAUGACUUCAGGACCUUGCAGAGGAUACUCUGCGGCGAACAGAAGUUGACUGAUAUUAGUAUUCGAACAUGUUCCACACCACUAGAUAGACUUCAGCCUUCUGCAGCCGAGGCUGACGAAUUCCGCGAAUUCGGAUUUGAGUGCUGGGCAAAGGAUUGUCUCAGUGGACCAGAUCCAGUUCUGGCUAUGCUCUGUAGCGAAAAGGGCCUCCACCAGAUACCCAUUAGUCAUGCAGACAUGGCAGACAAUGAUUUCGAACGCUUGAAAACGGGUCGCUUAAUUUCCUGGGUUUCUGGAAGGCUGAACUAUACGGUUAUGCGGCGAAGGGAAUACGACGCAAUUUCCUCCCGGCUUAGGCCUCUGAGGCCAGCUAAAUUCUGGACAUCACAACCAGUGGAUGCAUCAGAGAGACAAAGAGCCACGCAGAAGAUCCGUACACUGAAAGGCGAAGUGCAGGAGGUGCAAGAGCAGAUAAAUAGUGAAAAGGCCAGGCUUGAACAACUUGGUCAUAAGCACACUGAACUCAAACAAGAGCAGAGCGAGCUUGAGCGGGAGAAGGGAGAAAAGCAGACAGCUCUAACACAAUUCAGGGCUAUUCCGGAGAGAAUACGCCAGCAAGAAGCGAGGCAGAAGGAAAACCAGAAAAUGUUCGAGCAGAUGAGAACGCGAGUCGCCAACCUCCGUACUGAGCAAGAUCAGGCAUCCCUCCGCAAGGCAGAGGCCGUCAUUGAAUAUGCUAACGCCGUUGAAAACUUCCAAAAAAUUCAUGAAGAAGUCAUCAAGCUGAAAGUGCGGCACAUCGAAGGUGUCUCAGACCUAGAAGUCUUGAAAGCUCGGAACGUCGAACACCGGCAGACGCUUGAAGCCAAGCACAAUGAAUUGAAAGAGGCGAAUCAGGAAAUCAAAGACAUAGGAAAAACGGUCAAGAAGCUCCAAGACGACGCCGUGAAGGUCGCCAAUCUUUCCCAGCAACAGCCCGACCUAGCCGAACUAUUACACACGAUUAAAGAUAUGACAAUGGAGCAGUUCGAGGCCGACAUUGACUCCGAAAAGGCUCGUCUCGAACUCACCCACGGCGGAAACAGUAACGUGAUCAAAGAAUUCGAAGAACGUGGACGUCAAAUCGACAAGCUGCGUGACAAACUCGCCGACUUCCAGAAAAAGCUGGACGACUACAACCACGCCAUCAAUGAAAUCCGCGGCCGCUGGGAACCCAAGCUUGACUCAAUCAUCAAAAGCAUCAGCGACGCUUUCUCCGACUCGUUCGCCCGCAUCGGCUGCGCCGGCCAAGUCACCCUGGACAAGGCCGAAGAGGCUGGUCCGAACGGCGAACCAGGUGACAGCGACUUCGACCAAUGGUCAAUUCAAAUCCACGUCAAAUUCCGCGAACACGAAAACCUUUCCCUGCUGGAUUCGCACCGUCAGUCCGGUGGUGAACGCGCCGUCAGCACCAUCUUCUACCUCAUGGCCCUCCAAUCUCUCUCAGCAUCCCCCUUCCGCGUGGUCGACGAAAUCAACCAGGGUAUGGAUCCCCGAAACGAGCGCAUGGUCCAUGGCCGUCUGGUCGAUAUAGCCUGCGCCCCGUCUGAAACCGGCGGCGGCGGCCAGUACUUCCUGAUCACACCCAAGCUACUCAGCGGUUUGGCUUACAAGCCAGGAAUGCGCGUCCUCUGCAUCUACAGUGGCGAGCACAUGCCCGAAGACUACAACCUGAUCGACUUCAAGGGAGCCAUUGCCAAACGGAAGGCCGUGACAGGGAGGAGGACCACCAUGGGACCUGCUGCCAGUACAGGUAGCGUAAGCGUUCAUGGUUGA
This is a messenger RNA of Aspergillus luchuensis, 4104 nucleotides long. RefSeq names its product DNA repair ATPase SMC5 (gene SMC5). The transcript has 6 exons. Bases 1 to 4104 code for a protein of 1367 amino acids. NCBI's taxonomy places the organism in Eukaryota, Fungi, Ascomycota, Eurotiomycetes, Eurotiales, Aspergillaceae. The record is from RefSeq and is a predicted model, not a curated record. Gene Ontology annotation, molecular function: ATP binding; ATP hydrolysis activity. Gene Ontology annotation, cellular component: Smc5-Smc6 complex. Gene Ontology annotation, biological process: double-strand break repair via homologous recombination.